AUGGCGUAUCUCGCACCAGUAGGGAAUAUCGCCAUCUGGAGAAUCAAACAUACCCAGGCUGCAUCAGGGGAAUACGAUCCUACGCUUUUUCAGCUUACCACCAAGCUCCUCCGUUCAAACCCUGAGCAUUACACGGCAUGGAACAUCCGUCGCCGUUGCCUAAUCUCGAGUCUCCUCACCAAACGGUCAAACGCCCAAGAGAAACUGGAAGACAAAGCCCACGAAUCCGACAUUGCUGUCCUCAAGUCUGAACUUUCCUUCACCAUACCACUUUUGAUGAGCUUGCCCAAGUGCUAUUGGAUUUGGAAUUUCCGGCAAUGGAUCCUGUCGCAAGCUAUAUUUCGACUUGGCGUGGCGGCGGCACGCGAGACAUGGUAUACAGAACUUGGUUUAACGUCUUUGAUGCUUGAAAGAGACCAGCGCAACUUCCAUGCAUGGGGCUACCGAAGAAUCCUCGUGGAUAAGCUCGAAAGCCCCGAGCUGGGAGGGAAGAGCAUGGUCGAAGACGAGUUUGCGUACACUACCAAGAUUAUCCACUGCAACUUGUCCAACUUUUCUGCGUGGUACCACAGAAGCCGUGUCAUCUCGAGGCUGCUACAAGAGCGAGCUGCUGAACAUCGGGAGCGAGCAGCCUUUCUUGACCAAGAGUUAGAUCUCGUGCGACGGGCCUUGGAUGUCGGCCCUGAAGAUCAGAGUCUGUGGUACUACCAUCAGUUUUUGAUGUCGCAAAUUAUCAAGACGGUAGUGGACAAGCCAUUGCAUGGGCUAUGGACGUGCGAUCUACUUGACGACUACGUCGAUGUUAAGUGGAUUUACCAGGCCCUAUUGGAGUACACCCUGGUUUUAGAAAGACUGGACCAAUGUGCACAGGACGAGGAUGGACUUGGUGGUUUAAAACAGGCUUGGCUUACCAAAUUGCGCACUCUCGACCCAAUGCGCGCAGGUAGGUGGAAUGACCUUGAGAAGCAGAUUCAACUGGGAGAGGCUAGAAAAUGA
This is a messenger RNA of Fusarium sp. VM40, 996 nucleotides long. NCBI's taxonomy places the organism in Eukaryota, Fungi, Ascomycota, Sordariomycetes, Hypocreales, Nectriaceae. The record is from the annotation of a GenBank genome assembly.